AUGAAGAUCCUGACGUGCUCUGCCCAUCUGCAGCAACUGGAGGGGAUCCUGAGGAAGAGCCUGCCCAUCGCCCUGCCGGUCUUCGGGGCAGUGCUGAACAUCAACCGGGGAAACCCUGGCCAGUUCGAGGUGCUGGUGGACAAGUGGCCCGAAUUUGGCGCCGUGCUGGCCCGGCCCAGCGGAGAGGUGCCGGCCAACGAUGGCUACUGGAACACGCAGGCAGCGUUCUACCGGGACCUGGGGGCGUACCGGGCGCUGCUGGAGACCCCCGGCUGCCUGCGCUGGGACGCCGCCUUCACCCUCAUCGGGCUGCAGGAUGGGCUGGCCACGGUGUCCCAGGACCUGGCAGGGAAGAAGGGUGUGGAGCUGGACAUUGUCGAGUACUACUCCUACUGGCACCCUGACCCCAGCACCAUGCCGGAGCCCCGGCCAGCCCCCGGGGUGCGCGUGGGCUCCCUGAGCCCCUCGCACGUGGACCUGCUCAACGACACCUGGCCCUACGGGGGCAACGCCCGCAGCCGGCGCUUCCUGGCUGAGAUCUUGGGGCGCUUCCCGCAAGUGUGCCUGCAGGACGGCAGCGGGCAGCCCCUGGCCUGGGUGCUGACGGAUCAUUUCGGGACGGGCACCCACAGCUACACCCUGCCUGAGCACCGGCGGCACGGGCACAUGCAGGUGGCCCUGACGGUGGCGGCGCAGCGGGCACACGCCCGCGGGUUCCCCACCUUCGGGCACACGGCGCUGGGCAACCGGCCCAUGCAGCAGCUGCAGGAGAUGCUGGGGAACCAGCGCCUGCCCGGGGUCUGCCGCUACAUCCUGCACAAUCCCGGCCUGGACAGGGAUGGGCCCUGA
Molecule: messenger RNA, 849 nt
Organism: Agelaius phoeniceus (red-winged blackbird)
Lineage: Eukaryota; Metazoa; Chordata; Aves; Passeriformes; Icteridae
Product: glycine N-acyltransferase-like protein 3
Cellular component (GO): mitochondrion
Molecular function (GO): glycine N-acyltransferase activity
Source: RefSeq, a predicted model, not a curated record